GCCCGCUGCAGCAGAGCAACCUGGAUACGCUCCUCAUGUCCUGUUCAAACAAGCCAGCUCUGGGUUUUCUCUCUCUCAGACGGGGAAGGGUAGUGAAGGGCAACCACGCUGGCAGCUUCACGCGUCCCACCGCUCUCUGCACACGCCUUUUCUCUCCUCCUGAAGUCUGAAGAGGAUUCAAGGGGACGGGCCGGUUCUGAUCUGAGUCAGUGUCAGCUUACAUCCUGCGGCAGACGGGAGACGCAGCAGUAAACUCAGAGGAGGAGGCGGAGGAGGAGGAGGUGGGGGGUGGCAACGCUGAAUGGACAAAACAUGGGGUCGGAUGAGGCUUACAACUUUGUCUUUAAGGUGGUUCUAAUCGGAGAGUCUGGGGUAGGAAAGAGCAACCUGCUGUCCCGCUUCACCAAGAACGAGUUCAGCCAUGACAGUCGUACGACCAUCGGGGUGGAGUUCAGCACGCGGACCGUGCAGCUCAGUGGCUUCACCAUCAAGGCCCAGAUCUGGGACACGGCCGGGCUGGAGCGGUACCGGGCCAUCACCUCGGCCUACUACCGAGGAGCGGUCGGAGCCCUGCUGGUCUACGACAUCACCAAACACCUGACCUAUGAGAGCGUGGAGCGCUGGCUGAAGGAGCUGUACGACCACGCGGACCCCCACAUCGUGGUCAUGCUAGUGGGGAAUAAAACGGACCUGGAGUCAGAGAGAUCUGUGCCCACGGAGGAGGCCAAAGACUUUGCAGAAAAGAAAGGCAUUUUGUUCCUGGAGACCUCGGCCUUGGCGUCCACUAACGUGGAGGCAGCGUUCAACAACGUCUUAGCAGAGAUCCACAGGAAGGUGAGCAGUAAAGAAGUGGUCCGAGGCUCCAUCAGCGCCGUGACCCUGAACAGCUCCGGAGCAGAAAACCAACAGGAGAACAAGCCCUGCUGCAAGAACAUCUGAUCGCUCCGUCCCUCGGGACGACGGGACGACGUCGGGCGCCAACAUCGAUGAUUCUGGCCACUUUCAGAUGACUGAUUCAUGAGCUGCGCAGGCUGCACGGCAGCACGGUGCGUUUAGAUUAAACAUGUGACCUGACGUAGCUGGAAACCGACAAAAGGCCCUGCUCACCACUGAACACAGGUCAAAGGUGAAACCGUGUGAAGAUUAUUUAUAAUUGGUGCAGUAAAUUGGAGAAGUUUAAAAUACGACGUGUAUGUGUGAAUGUUUUUUCUUAAAUCCUGCAGCUUGUUGUAAGCGCUGACUGUGAGACAGCGGCGUCACUGCCGAGCGUCAUGAGACUGAUUUCUGCAUUUCUGUGGACAAAUAAAUGAUUUCUGGAGACAAACUGUGUUUUUUUUUUUUUGGGCUGAGGACAUUUUGACAUAUUCGGGAUAAAACUAAACUUAAUUGUGAUGUAUUGUAAAUCUUAAUCUUCUCUGUAUAGUUUGCUAAAUGCCAAUUCCUAUGUAAAUUCGAGAUAAAUAAACAUAUACGAAUACUUCAA
Mugil cephalus (flathead mullet) is the source of this 1483-nucleotide messenger RNA. RefSeq names its product RAB25, member RAS oncogene family b (gene rab25b). The transcript is spliced from 5 exons. Lineage: Eukaryota; Metazoa; Chordata; Actinopteri; Mugiliformes; Mugilidae. The coding region runs from base 313 to 939 and encodes 208 amino acids. Gene Ontology annotation, cellular component: recycling endosome. Gene Ontology annotation, molecular function: GTP binding; GTPase activity. The record is from RefSeq and is a predicted model, not a curated record. Gene Ontology annotation, biological process: exocytosis.